UGUAACCAAAAAAAAAAAUAGUCAAACACAUUUCACCUCCUCUCCUUCCCCAACUCUCCCAUCACUUCCACUCCCACUGCACCGCUCUCCUCCGCCGCACCAUGGCCGCCGCCUCCACCGAGCCCGCCGUAAGUCCAUCAACCACCCGCGUGGGCUGGAUCGGCACCGGAGUCAUGGGCCGGUCCAUGUGCGGCCACCUCCUCAAAGCCGGCUACACUCUCACCAUCUUCAACCGCACCCUAUCCAAGGCUCAGCCGCUUCUCGAUUUGGGCGCCAAACUCGCCGAUUCCCCACGCGCCGUCGCCUCCCAAUCCGACGUCGUCUUCUCCAUCGUCGGCUACCCCUCCGACGUCCGCUCCGUCCUCCUCGACCCCACCUCCGGCGCUCUCUCCGGCCUCCGCCCCGGCGGCGUCCUCGUCGACAUGACCACCUCCGAGCCCUCCCUCGCCGUCGAGAUCUCCCAAUCCGCCGCCGCCAAAUCCUGCUCCUCGAUCGACGCGCCCGUCACCGGCGGAGACGUUGGCGCGAAAAACGGGACUUUAGCGAUUCUGGCGGGCGGCGACGAAGCCGUCGUGGGGAAGCUGAUUCCCCUUUUUGCCCUCAUGGGUAAGGUUAAUUACAUGGGUGCCCCCGGGAAGGGCCAGUUUGCAAAGCUAGCGAACCAGACCAUCAUAUGUUCAACAAUGUUGGGCCUAGUAGAAGGCAUGGUUUUUGCCCACAAGGCUGGGCUUGAUGUGGGCCUGUUCUUGAAGGCAAUCUCGGUCGGGGCGGCCGGGUCCAGGUCGUUGGAUUUGCAUGGAGCUAAGAUUCUGAAGAGGGAUUUCGAGCCGGGAUUCUAUGUGAAUCACUUUGUGAAGGACUUGGGGAUUUGUUUGAAGGAGUGCCAGAACAUGGGGCUGGCUCUGCCGGGGUUGGCUCUGGCUCAGCAGCUUUACUUGUCACUCAAGGCUCAUGGUGAGGGCAAUUUGGGCACCCAAGCGCUCGUUGUGGCUCUGGAGCGCCUCAACAAUGUGUCACUUGAACAACAGUCUGGGUUGACAAAGUAGUAAGAGUUACUACAUGAGUGGGUAUGUGUAUGAAUGUUCAUCAAAUAAGAGUCGAUAUUUGUUAGUUAUUACUGCUGCUUCUAAAUGCGAUGAUGCCUUUGCCUUUGUAUGUUCUGGAAUUGAAUGUUUUACUCAGUUUUAGUAAUGGCUUUUUAAUACCAUUGGGGCAUGUUCCCUUCUUUUUGUA
Messenger RNA from Rosa rugosa (rugosa rose), 1233 nucleotides. RefSeq names its product probable 3-hydroxyisobutyrate dehydrogenase-like 1, mitochondrial. The record is from RefSeq and is a predicted model, not a curated record. Lineage: Eukaryota; Viridiplantae; Streptophyta; Magnoliopsida; Rosales; Rosaceae. Gene Ontology annotation, molecular function: NADP binding; NAD binding; oxidoreductase activity. Bases 102 to 1046 code for a protein of 314 amino acids. The transcript has a single exon.